UUCAGAGGAAAAGAUGGUGGUUCGCGCUCUCAUUUAACAACUCCGUCACUGUGUUUUCCCAGGUUGGUACCCGUUAAAAGUAUUAAAAUUGUGUCCUCCUACAAUUUAUAGUUGUUGGUGAUAACUGUGAGAAGUCUGUUGUUGGAUUUUUGUGGUGAAAAACCGGCUUAUAGAGCCACGUUUGUAAUCGCGAGUGAGCGAAAAUGCCGCGAACGGCCAUUGUAGUGUGUGUGUGUAUGUAUGUAACUUGCUGUGCUGGUGUCCCUAUUCCCUGGUAUGGUUUAUUUAAUUGUUACUCUCAUUUUGUCAAGGUAUUCUGACAUGUUAUGCAAAUGUUAAUGUUAAAGGAAGAGAGUUAAACCUGACAUAGUCAGUCAUAGUUUUAUGUUUGGUUUGUGUUUGAAAAUGCAUUUUAAAUUGAACAGUUCUCCCUAUGUGUAUUGUGUUUCAUGUUACUGAUACAAAUGUAAUUUAAAUAUUUAGUUAAAACCAAAGAUUAUUUAUUUAUUUAUUUAUAUAUAUGUAUAUUAAGUGAAUAGAAAGGCAGAUUUGUUUAGUUAAUACAAAUUAUAUAUUUGUCAGGUAUUGCUGCACCUAAGAGAAAUGUUUAUUUUCAUAAAGAGAUGGUUUAUUUAUGUGUAUGUCUAUGUGGAAGCUGUUUAAACCAUUAAUGUGGGAAAUGCAGAUAUAACUGUAAUGAUUUAUUUAGAUUUGAACCAACACAUGGACAUUGAAACUGAAACUGAAUUGCAUAAGGGAAUGUUUAUUGUUUAUGAAAUAUUUAAUUUUGAAGUGUGUAAUAAAGAGACCGAGAUUCAGAGGAAAAGAUGGUGGUUCGUGCUCUUAUUUAACAACUCCGUAAUUGUGUUUUCCCAGUUACAGGGACAGUUUCAUCUAAAUGGGAUGCACAAAACUGGAGAUGUGAUUCUAGGUGGACUUUUCCAAAUCCAUUUCUUCUCUGUUGAUCCUGACCUGUCUUUUACCUCGGAGCCAGAGCAGCCGACCUGCUAUGGUUUUGAUGUUAUAGGAUUGAGACAGGCUCAGACCAUGGCCUUUGCUAUUGAUGAGAUCAACAGAAACUCCAACCUGCUGCCUAAUGUGACUCUGGGAUACAGUCUGUAUGAUAACUGCAUCCAACUAGGAAUUGGAUUUCGUGCAGCACUGUCCUUAGCCAGUGGUCAAGAAGAGCAAGUUACAUUAGAGGAGAACUGUGUAGGAACUCCUCCAGUCCUAGGGAUUGUGGGUGAUUCUUCCUCUAGACGUUCUAUUGCCAUAUCCACAGUCUUAGAUUUGUACAGAGUGCCUCUGGUGAGUUAUUUUGCCACAUGUUCCUGUCUGAGUGAUCGACAAAAGUUCCCAUCUUUCUUUAGGACGAUCCCGAGUGAUGCUUUUCAGGUGAAUGCUAUGAUUCAGAUUCUAAAACACUUUGGUUGGACUUGGGCAGGUCUGCUCAUCAUUGAUGAUGAUUAUGGAGUCCACGCUGCUCGAUCCUUUCACUCUGAUCUGGGUCCAGCUGGUGGAGGUUGUCUGGCUUACACAGAGAUUUUGUCCUGGGGUGACAACCCUGCUGAACUAAGGAGAAUAGUGGAUGUGAUGAGGAAAUCUACAGCUCAAGUGGUGAUUGUGUUUGCACAUCAAAACCACAUGAUCCAACUAAUGGAAGAGGUGGUGAGACAGAAUGUGACAGGCCUGCAGUGGAUUGCCAGUGAAGCCUGGACAUCAGCUGCAGUGCUCCAGACUCCCCACCUUAUGCCAUAUCUGGGUGGAACACUGGGCAUCUCCAUCCGUCGAGGAGAAAUACCAGGACUCAGAGACUUCCUGUUACAAACACGUCCUAACCUACAUCACAACAACACAGAUGAGAAUAGUGUGGUGAAUCAGUUUUGGGAACACACAUUUCAGUGUAGAUUUGCACCACCUCCAGGUUGGGUGGAAGCUGGAGGAGAAUUAUGCACUGGACAAGAAGUUAUAGAGAAUGUGGAGAAUGAAUUGGUGGAUGUUUCAAACCUCAGGUCAGAGUAUAAUGUGUAUAAGGCUGUGUAUGCUCUGGCAUAUGCUCUUGAUGACAUGCUGCAGUGUGAGCCAGGGAGAGGACCUUUCAGCAACAACACUUGUGCUCAUUUACAAAGACUGGAGCCAUGGCAGCUUGUGUAUUACCUGGACAAGGUCAACUUCACCACAUCAUUUGGUGAUCAAGUGUCAUUUGAUGAGAGUGGUGAUGCCAUACCAAUAUAUGACAUCAUGAACUGGGUGUGGCUCCCUAAUGGAAGAACUAAAGUUCAGAGAGUGGGUGAGGUUAAGAGGUCAGCCUUCAAAGGUGAAGAACUCACACUGGAUGAAGACAAAAUCUUCUGGAACUUUGAAUCCAAACAGCCUCCUCAGUCAGUGUGCAGUGAGACCUGUCCUCCAGGUACCCGCAUGGCUAGAAAGAAGGGAGAACCCGAGUGUUGUUUUAACUGCGUUCCUUGUUCUGAGGGAAAGAUCAGCAAUACGACCGACUCCAUGGAGUGCACCAGUUGUCCAGAAGAUUUCUGGUCCAGCCCCCAGCGUGACCACUGUGUUCCUAAGAAAACAGAGUUCCUCUCCUACCAUGAGCCUCUGGGUAUCUGCUUGACAUCUAUCUCACUGUUGGGAACUUUUAUCUGUGUUGUUGUUCUGGGCAUCUUCAUCCAUCAUCAUAGCACACCUAUAGUUCGUGCCAACAAUUCAGAACUCAGUUUUCUUCUCCUGGUGUCACUCAAAUUGUGUUUCUUGUGUUCGUUGCUCUUCAUUGGACAACCCAGAUUAUGGACUUGCCAACUAAGACAUGCAGCAUUUGGCAUCAGCUUUGUGCUUUGUGUCUCAUGUAUCCUGGUGAAAACCAUGGUGGUUCUGGCUGUGUUCAGGGCCUCCAAACCAGGAGGUGAGUCCAGUCUCAAGUGGUUUGGUGCUGUGCAGCAGAGAGGGACAGUUCUGGUUCUGACUUCUGUUCAAGCAGCAAUCUGCACUGUCUGGCUUGUCUCUGCUUCACCAAUGCCUCAUAAAAACACCCAGUAUCACAAUGACAAGAUAGUUUAUGAGUGUGCAGUUGGGUCCACAGUUGGUUUUGCAGUUUUACUUGGUUAUAUUGGUUUACUGGCUGUCCUCAGUUGUUUGUUAGCUUUUCUAGCAAGGAAUCUUCCAGACAGUUUCAAUGAGGCCAAACUCAUCACUUUCAGCAUGCUGAUCUUCUGUGCAGUGUGGGUGGCCUUUGUGCCUUCUUACAUCAGCUCACCAGGCAAAUAUGCAGAUGCAGUAGAGGUAUUUGCCAUUCUGGCCUCCAGUUUUGGCCUCUUGGUGGCACUGUUUGGACCCAAAUGCUAUAUAAUCCUGUUGAGACCAGAGAGAAACACAAAGAAAGCCAUCAUGAGUCGAGGCACAAAGUAACAUUGUCAAUAUAGACAAUAAGGAUUUGGUCGAGGCACCACAAUGUAACAUUGGUAACACUGUCUCUCCCUGUCUACCCUCUGUAUUUAGGAUUGAGUUGUUAUUCCCAGAUCACAAUAGAGGCAAUAAAGAUUUGUAGAUAAAAAAGAAUACUUUCAGUAUGCCUUUCUUGAACCUUUUUUCUUUCUAUUUAUUUUUCCAUUCAAUGUUAAUAGACAGAAAUUGAAAUUAUGCAUUCAGCACGACAUACAAAACACCAGGUAGAAUAUAUCAUUAAUAAUUCAAGGUUCUCUUCACUUAGACUACAUAAAAAUCAGAGCACGUCUGGUGUGUGCGGACAGCGCAUGCGUGAGUUGAACGUCCACCAAGCACAAAAAAACAUUCAGACAACAGAAAAAGUAGUCACCGAGGAAACAACGCUAUGGAUCCGAAAGAUGAGAGGCUGGCAGAGGAGGUGAGGGGGUACCCCCACCUGUACAACUACUCCAUCCACAAGAGAGAGGAAAACAGAGUUCUUACAUUUGGUAUAAAGUGUGUUUUGAUCGCUCAGGUCCAUAUAGAAAAAAGAAUGAAUGUGGUAAUACAGACAUUUGUGCUGGCUAGACCAUAAUGGCUCUGUCCAUAUCAUUAGCACGAUCAUGAAAUGCAAAUAUUGAAAAUGCCGACAAUGAUGAGCACGCAAAGGUAGCUUCCCCCUUCACACUAUUUGAUUGCAUUCUCACCCGACCAGCCUAUACUUGUACUUAGCACAAUAAAGGCAUAACUGUGCAUUAUAGUGCCUCCUCCACUGGCUUAUUCUGACCAGUUUCUAAAUAGAAAUGUAUUUAUUUAUUGACAGUUUGCACACAUAGCUUGAUGAACCGAUAAUUGUACUUUCAACAGCAUAUUUGCAAUUAAAAAAAGUAAAUCGUUAUCUAUUGUUCGCAUCUCUCGCACAAAAGUGUGGAAUUCUCCGUCGGUGGCUCUACUGACCAUAUUCUUUUCCUCAUGUG
Messenger RNA from Solea solea (common sole), 4397 nucleotides. RefSeq names its product extracellular calcium-sensing receptor-like. Gene Ontology annotation, molecular function: G protein-coupled receptor activity. The transcript has 10 exons. Gene Ontology annotation, biological process: G protein-coupled receptor signaling pathway. Gene Ontology annotation, cellular component: membrane. The record is from RefSeq and is a predicted model, not a curated record. The coding region runs from base 697 to 3405 and encodes 902 amino acids. Lineage: Eukaryota; Metazoa; Chordata; Actinopteri; Pleuronectiformes; Soleidae.